AUGAAUUAUCAACAACAAAAUUAUAUUCCAAAUAAGGUUCCACAGGACAAGAGACAAUAAAUUAUCGAACUUUAAUAAUUAUUUCCAGUGGUUUCAUUGCAUGAUAAAGUCAACCAAGAUUAUUAAGAGCAAUAUUUAAUUACAAUUCUUCCAGAUAUUCAAAUAAAAUUAGUGAUCAAUAAAGACUAUCCAUUAAGCUAAGCUAAAUAUUUUGUGAUAUCAAAUUUACAACAUGAGAGCAUUAAUGAAACAAAUUGGUAAAUUAAAGUGCAAAACAAAGAAACCUUUAAGCUUACUGCUCUAACUAUCAAAGAGCUAUUCCUAGUGUCCAAACCUCAGUAAGAUCCUUAUAUUGAGGAAUUAGCAAAUUUAAAAAAUAAAAUAAAAGAGGAAUAAAUUAUACAAAGAAUUCAACAAGUAGAUUUAAAGACCUUAUUCCAAAAUGUACCUGUGACAGAAUACAAGAAAAUAAUAGAAAGUGGAAAGUUACUUGAAUAUAUUGAAAAAUUGCCUGAUUAUAAAUUAUUGACUCAAUAUAUAAUAGAAUUGGGAAAAACAAAUGAGAAUUUUGCUGAUCAUCUCAUAGAAUAAGAUAAAAAGAUUAGGAAUUAAAAGGCUGAAUUGAUUAGUUUAGCAGCUUACUUCGAUAGACUAAAAACAGAUGUCAUAAGCAAGGACAGAGAAUGUAAAGAAGUUCAAAAUAGAUUGGAUCCAUAUCAUAUAGUCCGUUAGUUGGAUGAGUAAAUUAAUUAGUUAGAUGAAAUAAGUAAUGAAAAAAUAGAGGAUUUAAAUGGAUCUACUAUUAUAUUGAAUAAAUAAUUUGAUGAGGAUUUAUAAUAAUACUUGAACUUAAGAAAGUAACAACACAAAUUAUAAAUAAAAAAAGACAAAUUGGAACAAACACUUCUUUAAAGGAAAAUGGAACAAAUGAAAUAAUAAUAAUGA
Molecule: messenger RNA, 945 nt
Organism: Paramecium tetraurelia
Lineage: Eukaryota; Ciliophora; Oligohymenophorea; Peniculida; Parameciidae
Exons: 4
Source: RefSeq, a predicted model, not a curated record